CUUUUCCCUGCAGGUGUGGCUGCAUGCCAGUGCUAUGCUCGCAUGCUGUAGCUGUUAUGAUUGUGUGGAAGUACCUUUCUGUUUUCAUUUCAUGAACGAUUUGUGGAGGAGACGACAGAAGUAAUAAUAACUAAUAUGCCAGCUGCGUAGUUCAUUGCUGGUGACCAGACACAUAAGUUUCGGAACGAAAAGUAUCCGACAUAUCACUGAGUGGCUGAUCCAGUGAUCGUGCGCCGAUUUGCUUGAGGAUGGCCAGUGCUAGUGGCACCAAGUCGUCGUCGACAACCAUCAUUGUGGAUGAUGGAGAGCUGCCUGAGUUGUCAGCGGCGCUGCCCAAAAAGUAUGGCAUUCCGCCGUCACCUGUUCAGCUUCUGUGUGUAGCCGGCUCGAACGAUUUGCUUAUACUGGGCACGAACCAUAGUUUGAUGGUUAUUCACCAUCUUCGGACAUUGGUCACCGACAAAGUGUCAUUGGAAGGUUCAUUGAAAAGAAGCGGUGUUACUGCACUCUGUCUAUUUCCCGGCGUGUACAAUCGACUCGCUAUUGGACGUCAGCAUGGACUUAUCAAUAUCUAUCAACUUGCUGAGGCUGAGGAACAUAAACGUCGCUCGAUGAUAAAGAAGGUCCACUCAGCAAGUAUCACCUGUCUGGCUUGGGACACCCGGGGAACACUGCUCUUCUCCAGUGAUGAAAGUGGAAAAGUGUAUGCCACAGAAGUAGACAUGAAAGAUGGCAAGCACCAUAGCUGGUUGGUCUAUGAGUGUCCCAGCCCUAUCAUACAGCUAUCAUAUUCCUCUAUGAUGCUACUUGUAUCGUCAACCGCCUCAUCAGUAGUGUGUCACAUAGCCCGCGAUAUUUCACAGACCAAUCCGCCUAAAGUCGGCUCUAAGGACCGCAAAGUUGGGGAGUAUGGGGGCUGCUUUGCGACGGUGGUCAACGACGGUGAACCUGGCCUUGUCCUGUUCGUCACCCGGCCUGGAUUGAGAAUUUGGCGUGCUGAUCACAAGGGCACAGUUCAAGCCACUCUCAAGUUCAAGGAUCUGAUUGAGCAGGGCAAUAUCCCGGCAAUCAAGCUCCUUGGUCGUCGUCGCGAAGCCAGUGCCAGUGGGGCUGCUUCCGAGGCCCAGCAGCUUGGUCGUCUGCGCUCUGCGUGCUCUAAAUACUUGUUAGCAUGGCAUGGCGAUUCGGUGUGGCUGCUGGACCCUGGAAACGGGCAAAUGGCCGGCUUUACCAGCGGCAUUGGCCCGAUCCUGGAUGUGUGUAUUUACAAGCGCUGGGUGUACAUACUGCGGGAGCCUCCGUACGCACGGCAAAGCCCCGUGAUUCGGCUUGGCUUUGAUCCAUCCGUGGUGCCCCUGGGCAGCAGUCCAGCCCUUCCUCGCUUUCGAAAUGUAGCAGAUACGCCCAAGGGAAUUCAUCUACCAAGUAGCGCCUCAGAAAACCAACUGUCAGUGGCCUGGAGUAAAGUGGAAAGUGCCACGUCGGAAGACGCGUCUCCAAUCACAGCCAGGAAAUCAGAGGCUGAGAAGAAUGAUGCUUCUGCUGAAGAUCCAGUGGCACCCUCAUCAACUCCUGCUCAAGACUCACCAUCCAGUGAAGUUACCAGUGACAAAUUCCAUCUUACAACUGAGCAGACUUCAAUGUCUACCACCAGUGACACGACACACUCAGUGGAUACAAGCGUAGAGCAGGUAUCUGAUGAAGCUGCCCACACCGGAUCGAACAAUUCUACAGCAGCAGAUGAGCCAUGUGUGUUAGCAUCGCAGUCCAGUGAGUCAACAGAUGGGCCGUCCACAGCAGCAUCAGGCACGUCACUACCAGAGCCUGCGUCCAAUGUGUCUGCUGCGAGCACUCCGUCACCCUGUCCUUCACCCGUUAUGCCCUCGAAGAGCAGCGAGGCAGUAUCAGUUUCACUGGCUACAAGCAGUGCUGCCGUGCUUAGCUCUGUUACCUCAACUGCAGCCGCCGCAGUGUCUAGCAGUAACAACAGCGUUGCUAGCACUGGUGAGAAAGUGCACCAGACAACGACACCCGAGCAGAGUCCAACCAGAGGAGAGGAUGUUGCACUCGGUUCGUCGUCUUCACCUCGCUUGGCCCGUUCCCGGACACCGCCAAGCGCCAGCACCCAGGUCUCUUCAAACAGCCGUGCCACUUCGCCAUCAUCACGACCGCCGCUUAUGUCGGGCGCGCCUGCAAACUCCAGCAAGCCUCCACUACUGCAUGCUGCUGAUAGCAAAGUGCCCAUCAUUCCACCACGGUUUGAUAUCAGCAUGGAUGACGCUGACACGACAGUCCUCAUCAAACCCAAGAAUAAGCGGAAAGUAAAGAAGCCCAAGAAAGUGGACAGCGCCUCAUCCAUUGGUCUUAGUUCAUCUUCCAAGCCAUCUUCAGAGCCGGCAUCUCCAGAACCUGUCAGAAGCCAUGCUAGUCCGACACCAGAUGCACCACCAGAGGAAGUAAGUCUUGCAGCUGCCGCUACUACUGCUGCUUCUGCAACUGCUACCACGGAACUGCUGCCCAGCAAUGAUAUGGACUCUGCAGAUGAAGAACGUAGACAUGAAUCCGUUGAUGGCACAGAGGUUGCUGCUGGUCAGGCCAAAGCUGCAGAGCAGUUUGCAAAGACUGUUCCUGAGACUCUUUCCGCUGAUUGUGUUCACUCCGAAAUCUCAUCGCGUGCAACAGCAGCACAGACAGACCAGUCUAACAUUGCUGAUGUUUCGCCAGCGAAUGCCGAACCAUCCACUGAGCAUGCAACUACCGCUGCAUGUGCGUCGACUGGUGCGGAUUGUCCAAGCGAGCGCACUGCAUCCGAGGUCAGUGAGGUCACUGGUGCUGGUCUAGCUGAAAUGCAUCAACCUGUAUCUGUGUCUGUGCACGUAAGCAGUGUGGAUGAUACAAGCAUGGCCAGUGCACCCAAGGCAGCCAGCGACUCUUUCAUGCCAUUUCAAAUGAACAAGAAGGCACCUACUGCGCUCCUCUCCACUGCCGAGCUUGACUCGGAUGACGAGUUAGCGCAGGCCGAUCAUCCGCUGGCAAGUAGCCCACGUGUUGCUUCCAGUCACGCGGAUGCAUCAGGUGAUAGUAGCGGUGCUAACUCUGCCGUAAACUCCGGGGAACACAAUCUCACAUCUAUCUAUGAUAUUGGCCAUGCAGAUGCCGAGGAGGAGGAUGAAGCAGCCCAUGCUGCAGAGCCCACUUCAAAUACCAGCCCAGACACUGCUGCUGCUACUGCUGCUAAUGUCUAUUUACCGGACAAGAACAAAGGAGCAGCUUGGGGACAGGGUGCGGCUGCAGCAGCAGCAGCGAAAGCAUCUUCCUCUGACAAAGCGGCGGCGGCCAGCUCUAAACAGACGAGUAUGGGAGCAGAGGACAUGUCCUUGGCUGACAGUUGGGUGCAGUGUCCGUCACCUUGUCGUUACCCACUCAGCGAGAUUGUCUGCACGCCCACGCACAUCUGGGCGAUUGACAGCAAGGACUAUGUAUACACGUGGUCGCUCAGCAAACGGCGUUGGAUCAAUUUAAAGGGCAGUGCACGGCACAUCUCUGCAUCUCCAUCUGGUGAUGUUAUAUGGGCCUGUUCUAAGUCUGGAAGUUUAUACCACCGUGCUGGCAUUGAGCGGCGAGUGCGUAUCGGUACAGAGUGGCGCAAGAUGGAUAUGAAAGUGAAGAGCAUUGCCUUGGACUACAAGCGCAGCUGGGUGCUGACAGCCUCCGGUAGCGUCAAGCUGCGCCGAGACGUGGAUCUUGCUUGUCCGACCGGCCAGCGCUGGGACGACAUGGUGGAUGCUCCCAACAACCUGCGCUACUUGGCAGCUGGAAACGGCGUCCUGUGGGCCAUCACCACGCACAACGUUGUCCUCGCUCGGCUUGGCAUCAGCCGUCACAAACCACUGGGCACGAGCUGGGAGAUGGUGUGUCCCGGCCAGAACUUCAUGCACGUUGCGAUUGGCAUCAACGACGUGGCCUGGCUGGUCAACAUGGACGGCGUGGUGUGCUUCAUGAAGAAAGUCAGCCAGACGUCACCGCUUGGUGACAGCGAUCUGUGGUUAUCAGCUCUUGGCCAGUUUGUUGUUCACGAUGCGUCUCUACUGGAGGCGCUGUGGACAUGGUCGCUGGUGAAGCGUAGUGAGCCACUGAGAUACGUCGCCUCAGCUCAGAACUGUGUGGCCGUACUCAACACUGGCUCCAAUCUUCUUUUCUCCGGCGGCAGUAUGGUGGGCACUGCGUACCGUACCAUGUCGGCAUCUGGCAUCGCCGCCAGUAUGCGCUGGAUCAGUGUGUCGGCAUCGGCCCUGCACUCCGACGACGGCCGCGUCUGGAUGCUGCAGCGCAACGGCGAGGUGUUCUCUGUGCAGCACGGGGAACGACUCGCCGUCGUGGAGUCGCCCACCCGCCGACAGCUCACGCAGAUCUCAUCGUCGCUGGGCUCCGUGUGGGCGGUAGUGGCAAACGGUCAAAUCCUGGAGCGCACUGGUGUCAGCGACUACUGCCCAACCGGCACUGCCUGGAAGCUCAUCUCCACAGAGGCGCUGAAAGGCACGAAAAUACGGCAAGUCUCCUGCGGCCUGCACUCUGGCUGGGCCGUUGAUGACAAGGGUCAGGCUUGGCUGCGUCUUGGUGAGCUGAGUCAGAUGUCAUUGGGUGCUGCUGCCAAUCCCUGGUUGCCCAUCGACCCGCCAACAGCACAAACCAAGUUUACUCAGGUGGUGGUUGGGCCCGGUGGCUGGCACGUCUGGGCGGUGGACAGCGCUGGUGGUACUUACUCGCGUCUCGAUGUCGGCAUUGACAACCCGGCCGGCUCAUGCUGGCAAGCCAUCGGUGGUGUGAACAGCUCUCGCCUGGCCAUCAGUAAUGUCAAGGUCUGGGCGUGCUGUGCCAAUGGCGACGUGGUCUGGCGCAGCAAUGUCACGCCGCGCAACCCAACCGGCGACUAUUGGAAACGCAUCCCGGGCACGUUCUCCGACAUUGCCGUCACGCCCGACGAUGUCCUCUGGCUAAUCGACUCUGAAGGCUACUUGUUCAAGCGAGAGACAUCUGUGUACAACGGGAGCAGCACGCAAUCCAAGCUAACUCACGGUGCUUCACUGGACAGUUGGGUUCUUAUCUAGAUCCUACUACCCACACGUUGCGGCUUGUGUUCAAUGACAAUGUCGUCCAAGAGACGCCCCAACUACUUCACCCGCUAUCCUCUAUUUCCUAAUAUUCCGAGAGAGAAAAUAACCAUGUAACAGGAGAAUAAAUCCAUUUAGGAAGAUGUUCAUAUUUCAAUGAAGACGGCGUCAGUGCUUCUACUUUCCUUCGCAUGGCGUACUUGUAUCCGCGUACUGAAGACUAGGAUUAUUUGUGUAGGAAUCAAAAUGAACAGUGUAUGAAGUAUUAGUUGUGAACAGGCGGUGUCUGCCCCCCCCCCCCCCCCCCCUCUAAUUUUCCUUCUAGCAGUGUUUGGCAGUCUAUCCUUGGUGAAGUGGCGAUCAUGCCGGCCACUACCCAUUCAUUACGUGCUACAAACUGGCUGCUGCUGCAUUGUAAUGGCUGCUACUGUAGCCUGUACCUCCACGUGUCAGGCAGUCUCUCUCUCUCCCUAUCUCUCCCUAUCUCUCUCUAUCUCUCUAUCUCUCUAUCUCUCUCUCUCUCUCUCUCUCUCUCUCUCUCUCUCUCUCUCUCUCUCUCUCUCUCUCUCUCUCUCUCUCGCUUCACCAUCCUUGCUUGUGUCCCAGUGUGGCAUUAGACGUCAGGUUGCCUAGUGAAGAUAUUGAUGCUAUGCUUUGUUAUCUUGCUCUUAUUUUCAAUUGCUUCUAUAAGAUUUGUCUACAAAUUGAUUUUAAUUUUAUCACCGACUUUUAAGAAGAAGAAAGACACUUUA
Sycon ciliatum is the source of this 5863-nucleotide messenger RNA. Its product is annotated as tectonin beta-propeller repeat-containing protein 2-like. The transcript has 12 exons. The coding region runs from base 249 to 5108 and encodes 1619 amino acids. NCBI's taxonomy places the organism in Eukaryota, Metazoa, Porifera, Calcarea, Leucosolenida, Sycettidae. The record is from RefSeq and is a predicted model, not a curated record. Gene Ontology annotation, molecular function: protein binding.